CCCAUCUGUCAUGUUAUUCUUCCUCCAGUUCGCAUGGCUUUUGUUUUCAUUUCAUAUUAGCCAAUAACAAAUUAGAAAACCCUAUAAAAAUAAAAAUUAUUUUAAAAAAAUGAAAUUUGAAAUUAAAAAUAGAAGAAACCGAAUGCAGUUAGUUUUGUUUUGCAGUUUGCAUUUGCAACCAGUGUCUAACGAAUCCCUCGGAUCAGAGUUUGGGGGAUCACCAUUCAGUCAUUCAUCCAUCAAUACCGAUUAUAUUCAUUUAUACAGAUUGAAUCCACCAUUCUAACCACAAUGCCCUCGUAGACCGCCCUUUCUACGAUCCCCCGCUGCAAACGCCUCUGCCCACGCCUUCUUUCUCCUACAUUUCUCUUCGUCUCAUCCCAAUAUUUCCGUUUCUGCUGCAUUGUAAAAUACCCAGAUCGGAAGUUCAACAAUUCUCAUUACCCGGGAAGUAUACCGUGCGUGCAUACUUUUAUAGCUAGCUAGGUUGGUUCUUGGAUUCUUUGAAGCAAUGUCGCAGAACAUACUGGUAACGGGAGGCGCAGGGUAUAUUGGGAGUCACACUGUGUUGCAAUUGCUGUUUUCUGGUUACAAAGCUGUUGUGGUUGAUAAUUUGGACAAUUCUUCCUCCAUUGCUAUCUCAAGAGUUAAGGAGCUUGCUGGUGAACAUGCCUCCAAUCUUGAAUUCUUCAAGAUGGAUCUUCGUGACAAGCCUGCGCUUGAAAAGCUCUUUGCCUCCAUGAAAUUCUAUGCUGUUAUCCAUUUUGCUGGAUUAAAAGCAGUUGGUGAAAGUGUGCAGAAGCCUUUGAUGUAUUAUGACAACAAUCUUACUGGUACAAUUAUCCUUCUGGAAGUCAUGGUUGCCCAUGGAUGCAAAAAUCUUGUGUUUUCAUCAUCAGCAACUGUUUAUGGUUCGCCAAAAUUGGUUCCGUGCACAGAGGAACUCCCCCUAAGUGCUUUAAAUCCUUAUGGCCGAACCAAGCUCUACAUCGAAGAAAUAUGCCGUGAUGUGCACCAAUCAGACGCUGAAUGGAAAAUCAUAUUGCUGCGAUACUUCAAUCCAGUUGGUGCCCAUCCUAGUGGCGAUAUUGGUGAAGAUCCAUGUGGAAUCCCAAAUAAUCUUAUGCCCUUUGUUCAACAAGUUGCUGUUGGAAGGCUGCCAUCUUUGAAAGUUUUUGGAAAUGAUUACAAAACAAAGGAUGGCACAGGGGUACGUGAUUACAUUCAUGUUAUGGAUUUGGCAGAUGGUCACAUUGCUGCUGUGAAGAAAUUGGCAGAUCCUUCCGUAGGCUGUGAAGUAUACAACUUAGGAACUGGAAAAGGUACAUCAGUCUUGGAAAUGGUAACAGCAUUCGAGAAAGUAUCAGGAAAGAAAAUUCCACUGGUGAUGGCUGCCCGACGACCUGGUGAUGCUGAAAUUGUGUAUGCAGCAAACGAGAAAGCAGAACGGGAAUUAAAAUGGAAGGCAAAAUAUGGCAUUGAAGAGAUGUGCAGAGAUCAGUGGAAUUGGGCAAGCAAAAACCCCUAUGGUUAUGGGAAAUCUACCUGAUCUUUGGAUAAAAAGUAGGAAUUAACUGAGAAGAGGAAUGCUUUGCUGCAUCUCUUUCUCUGCUAGUUGAUGUUAGUUCAAUUCUUUUCUAAUUCAAUUCAUUCAUUGAUUAGUUAAGUGAGAUGCAUAAAUAAAUAUAUAGAAUAUAUACAGUUGAGUAUCAUGUCGCGGCAUACUACUUAUUGGCUUCAACCACUUUGAUCUAUAUCCAAAAGUUCCUUUUCUUUU
This is a messenger RNA of Ipomoea nil (Japanese morning glory), 1777 nucleotides long. RefSeq names its product UDP-glucose 4-epimerase GEPI48-like. Gene Ontology annotation, cellular component: cytosol. The record is from RefSeq and is a predicted model, not a curated record. Gene Ontology annotation, biological process: rRNA processing; galactose metabolic process. NCBI's taxonomy places the organism in Eukaryota, Viridiplantae, Streptophyta, Magnoliopsida, Solanales, Convolvulaceae. The transcript is spliced from 10 exons. Gene Ontology annotation, molecular function: RNA binding; UDP-glucose 4-epimerase activity. The coding region runs from base 512 to 1549 and encodes 345 amino acids.